Choloepus didactylus (southern two-toed sloth) is the source of this 3390-nucleotide messenger RNA. RefSeq names its product Ras interacting protein 1 (gene RASIP1). The transcript is spliced from 12 exons. Bases 60 to 3182 code for a protein of 1040 amino acids. Gene Ontology annotation, molecular function: GTPase binding. Gene Ontology annotation, cellular component: cell-cell junction. Gene Ontology annotation, biological process: signal transduction; negative regulation of Rho protein signal transduction; regulation of GTPase activity. NCBI's taxonomy places the organism in Eukaryota, Metazoa, Chordata, Mammalia, Pilosa, Megalonychidae. The record is from RefSeq and is a predicted model, not a curated record.
CCGGGACCCCUGGGUCCUGCAGGGAAGCAACUGGCACCGAAAGGAUUCCAGAGCCCUUGAUGCGGCGGGGCCAGCCCUACCCAGAUUUCCUCCUCCAGGCUUGGUCCGCUCACAGGACGCCCCCUCCCCGCUCUUCCUGCCGGGUUUCCUCUGGCCUUUUCCUGUCCCCCACCCAGUGCUGGGAGCUGGGGCAGAGGCAAAGGCUGAACAAGAGCAGUGGGAUCAGGAACCGACGGAGCCAGGGCCUCCGGGGGCUGCCGGGACCCGAAGCAGGGGCCAUGCUGUCUGGUGAACGGAAAGAGGGCGGAAGCCCCCGCUUCGGGAAGCUCCAUCUCCCCGUGGGCCUGUGGAUCAACUCCCCCAGGAAGCAGCUGGCCAAGCUGGGGCGGCGCUGGCCCAGUGCUGCCUCUGUCAAGUCUUCAUCGUCGGACACGGGGAGCCGCAGCAGCGAGCCGCUGCCCCCUCCCCCGGCGCACGUGGAGCUGCGACGAGUGGGCGCGGUCAAGGCAGCCGGGGGAGCGUCGGGGAGCCGCGCCAAGCGCAUCUCCCAGCUCUUCCGGGGCUCGGGGACCGGGACCCCGGGCUCGGGCGGCGCGGGAGGCCCGGGGACUCCGGGGGGCGCGCAGCGCUGGGCCAGCGAGAAGAAGCUGCCCGAGCUGGCGGCGGGCGUGGCCCCCGAGCCCCCGCUGGCCGCCCGCGCCACGGCGCCCCCGGGGGUCCUCAAAAUCUUCGGCGCCGGACUGGCGUCGGGCGCCAACUACAAGAGCGUGCUGGCCACGGCGCGCUCCACGGCGCGCGAGCUGGUGGCCGAGGCGCUGGAGCGCUACGGGCUGGCCCGCAGCCCCGGCGGCGGCCCGGGCGAGAGCGGCUGCGUGGACGCCUUCGCGCUCUGCGAUGCGCUGGGCCGGCCGGCGGCGAGCGGCGGGAACGGCGGCGAGUGGCGGGCGGAGCACCUGCGCGUGCUGGGCGACACCGAGCGCCCGCUGCUGGUGCAGGAGCUGUGGCGGGCGCGGCCCGGCUGGGCGCGGCGCUUCGAGCUGCGCGGCCGCGAGGAGGCGCGCCGCCUGGAGCAGGAGGCCUUCGGGGCCGCGGACGCCGACGGCACGGGCGCCCCCUCGUGGCGGCCACAGAAGAACCGCUCACGCGCGGCGUCGGGAGGGGCGGCGCUGGCCAGUCCCAGCCCAGGGUCUGGAUCAGGUCCUCCGGCUGGGUCCGGGGGCAAGGAGCGCUCGGAAAACCUGUCCCUACGGCGCAGCGUGUCAGAACUCAGCCUGCAGGGUCGGCGGCGGAGGCAGCAGGAGCGUAGGCAACAGGCACUUAGCAUGGCCCCAGGGGCGGCUGAUACCCAAAUCGGAUCUGUGGACCCCGGCGACUUUGACCAGCUGACCCAGUGCCUCAUCCAGGCCCCCAGCAACCGUCCCUACUUCCUGCUGCUCCAAGGUUACCAGGAUGCCCAGGACUUCGUGGUGUAUGUGAUGACGCGGGACCAGCACGUGUUCGGCCGUGGCGGGAGCUCGUCGGCCCGCAGCGGGUCUCCGGCCCCGUACGUGGACACCUUCCUCAACGCCCCGGACAUCCUCCCGCGUCACUGCACGGUGCGCGCGGGCCCUGAGCCCCCGGCCACGGUGCGGCCAUCGCGGGGCGCCCCGGUCACGCACAACGGGUGCGUCUUGCUGCGGGAGGCCGAGCUGCACCCGGGCGACCUGCUGGGGCUGGGCGAGCACUUCCUGUUCAUGUACAAGGACCCCCGCAGCGGGGGCUCGGGGUCGGCGCGGCCGCCGUGGCUGCCCGCGCGCCCUGGGGCCGCGCCGCCGGGCCCUGGCUGGGCCUUCUCGUGCCGCCUGUGCGGCCGCGGCCUGCAGGAGCGCGGCGAGGCGCUGGCCGCCUACCUGACGGCCGCGAGCCGGUUGCUUGCGCUUCCGGCCGCGCGAGGAGGAGCGCUGCUGGGCGAGAUCGUGCGCGCCGCGGCCGCGGGCGCCGGGGACGUGCCGCCGCUCGGGCCCGCCACGCUGCUGGCGCUGUGCGUGCAGCAUUCGGCCCGCGAGCUGGAGCUCGGCCACCUGCCGCGCCUGCUGGGCCGCCUGGCCCGUCUCAUCAAGGAGGCCGUCUGGGAAAAGAUUAAGGAAAUUGGAGACCGUCAGCCAGAAAACCACCCAGAGGGGGUCCCUGAAGUGCCCUUGACCCCCGAGGCCGUGUCGGUGGAGCUGCGGCCUCUCAUGCUGUGGAUGGCUAACACCACGGAGCUGCUGAGCUUUGUGCAGGAGAAGGUGCUGGAGAUGGAGAAGGAGGCGGACCAGGAAGGUCUGUCCUCAGACCCACAGCUCUGCAAUGACUUGGAAUUAUGUGACGAGGCCAUGGCCCUCCUGGAUGAGGUCAUCAUGUGUACCUUCCAGCAGUCUGUCUACUACCUCACCAAGACUCUGUAUUCAACGUUGCCUGCUCUCCUGGACAGUAACCCCUUCACGGCUGGGGCGGAGCUGCCAGGGCCUGGUGCAGAUCUCGGGGCUAUGCCUCCAGGGCUGAGACCUACCCUGGGCGUGUUCCAGGCAGCCCUGGAGCUGACCAGCCAGUGCGAGCUGCACCCAGACCUGGUGUCUCAGACUUUUGGCUACUUGUUCUUCUUCUCCAACGCAUCCCUUCUCAACUCACUGAUGGAACGAGGUCAAGGACGCCCCUUUUAUCAAUGGUCCCGAGCUGUCCAGAUCCGAACCAACCUGGACCUUGUCCUGGACUGGCUGCAGGGGGCCGGGCUGGGUGACAUCGCCACUGAAUUCUUCCGGAAACUGUCCAUGGCUGUGAACCUGCUCUGCGUGCCCCGCACCUCUCUGCUCAAGGCUUCGUGGAGCAGCUUACGAACCGAUCACCCCACACUGACCCCUACUCAGCUCCAUCACCUGCUCAGCCAUUAUCAGCUGGGUCCUGGCCGUGGGCCCCCACCUGCCUGGGACCCUCCCCCUACAGAACGAGAUGCUGUGGACACGGGGGACAUCUUUGAAAGCUUCUCCUCCCACCCUCCCCUCAUCCUGCCCCUGGGCAGCUCGCGCCUGCGCCUCACGGGUCCAGUGAUGGAUGACGCCCUGCACCGUGAACUGCGCAGGCUCCGUCACCUCCUCUGGGACCUUGAGCAGCAGGAGCUGCCAGCCAAUCACCGCCACGGACCUCCCGUGGACCCGCCUCCUUGAGAACCAAUAGCCAACAAGCGCGGGAACCUUGAAAUUUCCUCGGCUUGUACUCGCUGGAGCCGCCUGAGCGCAGAGCUCUCUGGGAGUUGUAGUUCUCUCUCCGUGGAAUGCUGGGAGUUUGAGUUUUCGGGUAGCGGAGGCUGGGACGGUGGGAAUUUGGGCUUGGGAUGUGAGCACCAAGGAGCAAUAAAAGUAUCUGUGGCAUUGG